UUAAAUAUAGCUAAGAAAAAAGCACAAUGGAGUUUUACGAGUCUACCUACUUUAUCAUCCUCAUUCCUUCUGUGGUUAUUACAGUCAUCUUCCUCUUCUUCUGGCUUUUCAUGAAAGAAACUUUAUAUGAUGAAGUCCUUGCAAAACAGAAAAGGGACCUAAAGUUUCCACCUACCAAGACUGAUAAAAAGAAAACGGAGAAGAAGAAGAACAAGAAGAAAGAAGCUCAGAACGGGAACAUCCAUGAGUCUGACUCUGAAAGUACACCUCGGGACUUCAAGCUCUCCGAUGCCCUGAGCACGGAUGAAGAGCAUGUCGCUCCUGUUCCCUUGAGCGUGACUGAAGCAUCUACCGGCGUUAGAGAACGGAAGAAGAAGGAGAAGAAGCAUAAGGCCGUUCAAGAUGAUCAUGUAACUAGGGAUUCGGAAGGAUCCAAGUCUUCAGGCAAGAAAGUAGAACCAGUCCCUGUUACAAAACAGCCCACUCCACCAUCUGAAUCAGCAGCAUCUAAGAAGAAGCCUGGGCAGAAGAAGCAGAAAAAUGGAAUGGAUGACCAAGAUACUAAGACCGAUUCUGUUGUAUCUCCUGCCAAAAAGCAAGAGCCAGUGCUGCUUCACCAGGAGAUAAAGCAAGAAAAUGUAUCGGGAAAGAAGAAAGUCUCUGCAAAGAAGCAGAAAGUUGAUAAUGUUUUGGUCGAUGAACCUCUUAUUCAAGCAACUACUUAUAUUCCUUUGAUGGAUAAUUCAGAUGCUGGCGCUUUGGAAAAGAGAGAAGUGGUUGAAGUGGCAAAACAAAAUGCGAAUGAGGGGAUCCAGAAGAGCGGUGGCAAGAAACUGAAGAACGAGACGGAUAAAGAGAAUGCUGAAGUAAAAUUUAAAGACUUUGUAAUGGCCAUGAAGAAUAUUAUCUUCACUGAAGAUGAGGCCCGUCGCAUAGUGGAGGUGUUAAAGGAGAAAUCCAGUGCAAUUCAUGAUGUCUUGCAAAAGGCUAGCAAGGCUGAGUUGGCUGCAGCUGUACAUCAGCUGCAGGACAAAGAGAAGGUGCUCGCUGCGAUGAAGGAGGAGGCAGCCUCUGCAAAGGAGCAGUGCAAGCAGCUCACCCAGGAGCUGGUUGCAGAAAAGGAAAGGAACGGCUUGCUUACAGCGAAAAUGCGAGAGCGCAUCAACACUCUAGAAAAGGAGCACGGCACUUUUCAGAGUAAAAUACACGUUAGUUACCAAGAAUCUCAGCAGAUGAAGAUAAAGUUCCAGCAACUCCGUGAGCAGAUGGAGGCAGAAAUAAGCCACCUGAAGCAGGAAAAUGGUAUCCUGAGAGAUGCUGUCAGUACUUCUGCCAAUCAAAUGGAGAGCAAGCAGUCGGCUGAACUGAACAAACUGCGCCAGGAUUAUGCGAGGCUGGUGAAUGAGCUGGGAGAGAAGAGCAGCAAAUUGCAGCAAGAGGAGCUCCAGAAGAAGAACGCAGAGCAGGCGGUUGCUCAGCUAAAGGUGACUUGG
Molecule: messenger RNA, 1493 nt
Organism: Tauraco erythrolophus (red-crested turaco)
Lineage: Eukaryota; Metazoa; Chordata; Aves; Musophagiformes; Musophagidae
Source: RefSeq, a predicted model, not a curated record